Pelobates fuscus (common spadefoot toad) is the source of this 1746-nucleotide messenger RNA. It is a transcript of the gene CCDC82, whose product is annotated as coiled-coil domain containing 82. The transcript has 8 exons. The coding region runs from base 91 to 1518 and encodes 475 amino acids. The record is from RefSeq and is a predicted model, not a curated record. Lineage: Eukaryota; Metazoa; Chordata; Amphibia; Anura; Pelobatidae. Gene Ontology annotation, cellular component: nucleus.
CCUGGAAUCUUCCCUAUUGCUUUCACUUUUUGUUUUGUUUAUAAAGGUGCCAGCAGUAAGUGACCAUCAGCACUUACACCUGGUGCAAAUAUGGCAGAUUCUUCAAAAACUUCAAAAACUUAUGAAACAAGACAGAAAACAAUCAGAGACAAGCCUGCAAUAAAAUCUAAUAUUGACUGGAGCCGUACAAAGAAGCAUAGUAUUUCCCUACUUAUUGACUCAGAUGAAUCGAACACCGAUGACGAGGUGAAUGAAAAUGAGGAUCUAGAUGGGAGUGGAGGCAGCAGUGACUCUUCACAAGAAAUGAAUGAAAUGGAACAAAAAAAAGAUGCUGCCUCUGACAAGGAAAAUGAAGUAAAACAACAGCAAAAAGAGGUUGCCUCGGAAGAGGAAGACACGGUGGUAACAUCAAAACAAAAAAGAAAGCACUCAGUCAUGAAUAGCAGUGACAGUAGUUCAGACAGUGAUGAUGCCAUAGGAAAAGUGGUUGCCAGACGUAAGUUUGUUAUAGAUGAAGAUGAUGAGAAAUGUGAGAACAGAAAGGGAACAUGCUUAAACAUAGAUGAACACUCAGCAGAGAUUGAAGAGGCCUGUGAAGAUGAAGCAUCUGAGAGGAAAAUCAAGAGGAGAAAGAACCUGGAGAACCUUAAAUGCCUUGCUCGAAAGAGACGUUCUCGAAGUGGGUCGCAUAGCUAUAAUGAUGUCGAGGAGGAUGACCAAGAUACGGUAUCUUCCAUAAGCAACCAACAAUCGGAUAAUGACGUGAUGAAUGAGGAUAAUGACAGUAUGGAUGACUUCAUAGUGAAGGAUGAUGAAGAUUUACAAGGGCCCAUUGCUGAAACUGGCCAUCGGGACUUGUUUUCAAAGUUUCAUAUUAAUAUGCCAAGAGACAUUUGCUCCCACCUAAAAAGGAUAAUCAACGCUCUACUUAUCAAUGCUAUCGAUACCAAAUUUCUCAGUUCACUGUAUGAUAGAAAGAGGAGUAAGAGGUAUGCAAAAGAGAUGUUGGAUUCCUUGGACCAUGUAGACAAACGUAUUAUAUCACCACGUCUUGUAAACCUCACAACUAGAAGUCGAUGGAGUAAUCGUUAUAAGGAAAGGGUAGAAUGUUACCCACAACUCAGAGUACGUUCGGCUAUGGCAAAGGACCAGCCCUGUCAGGCUUGUGAAAUGCAUCGAUUCUGUAAAUAUAAUGUCACACUUUCAGGGGUGUCAUAUAACAAUGAAACCUUGGAGAAAGAUGAGUUUCUGCCAAAUGAUAAACAGGUGUUGAAGGUCGGCAAUGUGUGUGCUAGACGGACAGAAGUAUAUCAUCAGCUUAAGCAUUUUAAAUACCAUCUUUACCAGAGAUGCAUUGCAGCCAUCGAGGAGAUCCCUACAGAUGACAAAUCCACCAAGGAAUUAGUGGAAAUGUGUUUGUCGAAAUUGGAAGAGGAAGGCUUUAUUCAAGAGAAUGUUGAUCGACUUAACGAUUAUCUGGACUCAGCGGACUUCUUUCAGGACGAAAAGAUAGACUGAUUGUUCUCCAGCAUUUUCAUUGUCUGAAAACACAUGAGUUAUGAAUAUGUAUACACAUUGAGCUUUUUUAUAUGUAAUACAGAAAUUAUUAUUUUUUUACAUUUGGUCAUUGUGUCCUCAUUAUUAAUGUAAUGUAUACUCUCCUUUCCUGUUCAGAGGCCUUCAAUUCAUUAAACCACCCAACAGAAAAAAAAGAGAAACUUUUUUUCAUCUCACCCAGAAAACUUU